CAGUCGUCUGAUUCUUCCUCUCCUCUGUGUCUUCCUCAGUUCUGUGCCAAUGACCCAGAAGUGUUUGUCCAAGCAGCACUGUUGGCUCAGGAUUAUUGUGAUGCCAUCGACCUGAAUUUGGGUUGCCCUCAGAUGAUUGCAAAGAGAGGUCACUAUGGAGCCUUUCUGCAGGAGGAGUGGGAUCUUCUUCAGAGAAUGAUUUUGCUAGCUAACGAGAAGCUCUCUGUUCCCAUCACGUGCAAAAUCCGUGUUUUCCCAGAGAUUGACAAGACAGUGAAGUAUGCACAGAUGCUGGAGAAAGCUGGCUGCCAGCUGUUGACUGUCCAUGGCCGUACUAAAGAACAAAAGGGACCACUUGCUGGUGUAGCAUCUUGGGAGCAUAUUCAAGCUGUGCGAAAAGCUGUGAGCAUUCCUGUGUUUGCAAAUGGAAACAUCCAGUGUCUCAGUGAUGUGGAAGAAUGUAUCCGAAAGACAGGAGUACACGGUGUCAUGAGUGCAGAGGGCAAUCUUCAUAACCCAGCUUUGUUUGAGGGCCGAAACCCUUUGGUGUGGGAGAUGGCUGAGGAGUAUCUGGAGAUCGUGCAGAAGUACCCUUGUCCAUUGUCCUACGUCAGGGCUCAUCUUUUCAAGCUCUGGCAUCACACGCUUCAAGUUUACCAGCAACUGCGUGAAGAAUUAGCCAAAGUGAAGACUCUAGAGGGCAUUGCAGAUGUGAACAGAGAGCUGAAGCUACGAUGUCAGGAGGAAAUAGCUAAUCAGAAAGGAGGAGAAAAGCCAAAAGAAGGCUUGCCUUUCUUCCACUGGAUUUGUCAGCCAUACAUCAGGCCGGGGCCAAAAGAAAGAUGCAAAGAGAAUGGAAUCAGUGGCCCUGAGAAGGGUGUGCGAGGAAAACGUGCUCUGGAGGAUGAGGAAGAUAGAAAUUCUGAGCUUCUUUCAAAGAAUAAGCAAAAAAAGAAAUUAAGAAAUCCAAAUAAAAGUUUUGAUCCAUCUUUAAAACCCAAAUAUGCAAAAUGUGAUCAGUGUGGAAACCCUAAGGGCAGUAAAUGCGUGUUUAAUAUGUGCCGAGGAUGCUGUAAGAAAAGAGCAUUCAAAGAGACAGCAGACUGUCCAGGUCAUGGACUACUUUUUAAGACCAAGUAUGAAAAAUCCCUUUUGUGGCAGAGUAGUCAAAGGGAGAUUCAAAACCCAGAGAUUAGCUGGAGAGGCAAGGUGGACGUGGAAGAGACGACCCUUAAUGAAGGAGGCUGUUGACAGCGCAGUGUGAAGCUUGGAAAUUAAUUGUAUAGAAUCUCCUGCCAGGCCUCUGCAUCCCUGGGCCAAAGAACCUGCCAUCUCCAGAGUAUCAUCAGCUGUGUGACCUUGUUCCACAGGUUUAUUCUGGGUUCUGGACAAGUUUUAUUUAAGUAAAGGCUGCUUACUCAGGGAAUUAUCCUGCAUUUGAAAUAAAAAAAGGAUGCAAUUAAA
Messenger RNA from Tinamus guttatus (white-throated tinamou), 1464 nucleotides. The record is from RefSeq and is a predicted model, not a curated record. NCBI's taxonomy places the organism in Eukaryota, Metazoa, Chordata, Aves, Tinamiformes, Tinamidae.